GGCCGUGCCAAACAAUUUGCGGCACCAUGGCAGCAGCACCUGGUAAUGUGAUGCGAUGGAAGAAGCUCGUGGUGCGCGACUUACCUCAUGACGCGAGCUGCGAGGAAGUGCUGGCUGUAUGUGGAUUUCCUAUUGUGUACACAGAUUCCGCAUUGCGAACGCCGAUCUACCCCCCGACGUUCUUUCGAUGGGAGGCAGGAAAACCUGCAAAAAAUGGCCGGACGAGUGUGCCAUCCCGCCUGACGUUGCAGUUCCGCAAGGACCCCGAUCAGCUGGAAGACACACUUCGUUUGUUGCAUGGCAAGGAAGUGACUUUAGCGAAUGGAUCCACGAUCGUUCUCUCUGUGCACGUUGCGCCGAACCAGCGCCUUCCACGAGAAAAACCUCGGCGUCGCGAUAACAAGUCCAACACGAUUGCCAAGGAUCCAGACUUCAUUGCAUUUCUGGAAGAGCUGAACGACCCUGACAAGAAAUCCCUCGCUGUGAACAACCCGAACAUCUUGGACGCUGGAGACGACAAGAUCAAGGAAAAACCGGUAUCGGCGCUCGUCAAGUUCCUUAACGAGCGACGAGCCGAACGGCGCGACAAAAACGGCAAGGUUGGUCAACGCGGCACGGCGACAGGGUUUCCAGCCGAGACCCGCGGCAGCAAGAACAAAAAGGCCGACGGAAAGAAAUCCGGCAAAGAGAAGCGCAAGGAUGACGGUCGUACUCCGAGGGAGCCCCGGUCCAAAAAAGCAAAGGACAAACAGCAGCGAAAUGCGCCGCGCAGCGCAGCCGUCACUCCAGCCUCCUCUCUACCGUACAGUGCUCCCAGUCCAGGAAUUUUCAAUGUCGCCGAAGGCGGGUACCUUCAACCGCCGCUCCCUCCCCCGCCAUCGAUGGAACCUGGCAUGCUUCGCAUCAUGGCGAAAGGAGCCAUGGCAACUCCGCUUCCAGCCGACAUGAUUCAGCCAUCCAUUGACGGCGGAGGCCGCGGACGCAACCGAGGAGGUGGAAGUAGAAGCCGAGGUGGGAAGAAAGCGGGAGGGCGAUCGGAGGGAGCCGGUGGUCCUGAAGCAGCUUCGACCCCCGGGGGCGGUGGUCGUGGACAGCCGCGGGGCGGCAACAACCAGCGGAAUUCGCAGCCGUCAUCGAGCGGAGGCAAGAAGAACAAGGUCUUUGUCCCGAAACCAUCCCAUGGAGAGACGAAUCCAACGGCCCCGCCACUCCCGACAGUACGUUCCACACCGCACAUGAAUGCAUCCUUGAUCGAGUGGACUGGAAUAGGGCUAACACGAAUCACGCUGUGGAAGAUUGCCUCGUAG
Messenger RNA from Aphanomyces invadans, 1307 nucleotides. RefSeq lists its product as hypothetical. The record is from RefSeq and is a predicted model, not a curated record. Bases 27 to 1307 code for a protein of 426 amino acids. Gene Ontology annotation, biological process: positive regulation of translation; nuclear-transcribed mRNA catabolic process, nonsense-mediated decay. NCBI's taxonomy places the organism in Eukaryota, Oomycota, Saprolegniomycetes, Saprolegniales, Verrucalvaceae. The transcript has 5 exons. Gene Ontology annotation, molecular function: mRNA binding. Gene Ontology annotation, cellular component: nucleolus; cytoplasm.